GAUUAAAGCAUGAAUGGGAGCAGCUUCCCAGCCACGAUGGAGAGAGAAGGCGGUUCAGGCUGUGAGAAUAAGGUUUCCUUCCAAGUGAGUCCCUGAGGUUCCGGCUGGCAGCUCCAGCAGCGUCCUGUAGAAGUGCCCUGCUGCUCCUGGUCCCAGUAGCUGAGGCCCCUCCAAACCUGCUUCUGCAAUGGGUGGGUUGUAAGCACUGGUAAUGAGGAGCUGUGGGUCCAGUCAGUCUUGGAGAUGCCGAAGAGACGAGACAUCCUGGCUAUCGUGCUGAUAGUUCUGCCCUGGACACUACUAAUCACCGUCUGGCACCAGAGCACCAUUGCUCCACUGCUUGCAGUGCACAAGGAUGAUGGUGGUGACUCCCGGCGUGAUCUCACUGCAGGCUUGGACUCCAAGGAAUACUGCUUGUCGGACCGGGACAUUGUGGAGGUGGUGAGGACAGAAUAUGUUUAUACCCGCCCACCCCCGUGGUCAGACACCCUUCCCACCAUCCACGUCAUUACACCCACCUACAGCCGGCCCGUACAGAAGGCAGAGCUGACGCGCCUGGCCAACACCCUCCUGCACGUGCCAAACCUGCACUGGAUCCUGGUGGAGGACUCGCAGCGGCGCACGCCGCUCAUCACCCGGCUGCUGAGGGACACGGGGCUUAACUACACCCACCUCAACGUGGAGACACCCCGCAACUACAAGCUGCGGGGAGACAUGAGGGAUCCCCGCAUUCCCCGGGGGACCAUGCAGAGGAACCUUGCCCUGAGAUGGCUGAGAGAGACCUUUAACAAAAAUAACAGCCAGCCUGGGAUUGUUUACUUUGCUGAUGAUGAUAACACCUACAGCCUGGAGCUCUUUGAGGAGAUGCGCAGCACCAGAAAGGUGUCAGUGUGGCCAGUAGCCUUCGUCGGUGGCUUGCGCUACGAGUCGCCCAAAGUGAACGCUGCAGGGAAGGUCUAUGGCUGGAAAACUGUGUUCGACCCCCAUCGGCCCUUUGCUAUAGACAUGGCGGGGUUUGCUGUGAACCUCAGACUGAUUCUCCAGCGAUCUCAGGCUUACUUCAAACUGCGAGGAGUGAAGGGAGGCUACCAAGAGAGCAGCCUGCUCCGGGAACUAGUGACCUUGAAUGACCUUGAGCCGAAAGCUGCCAAUUGCACUAAGAUUUUAGUCUGGCAUACGAGGACAGAAAAGCCUGUGCUGGUGAAUGAGGGGAAGAAAGGAUUCACAGAUCCCAACGUGGAAAUCUGACUGUGCAUGGCUGAACAGAGACCAACACGAGAAGAUUUCUUCACGCGCAGCCUGCAAGGCUCCUCUCCACAGCGUACAACCAGCCAGACAUGCAGUAGCCAGGACCUCUGCUGACUUCCAAGAGUUUUAGCGGACUGAAAACAAGCAACACUGCAUACAUAAACUACCCGGAUUCCCCUGCCCUUCCUCCUGGACUCUGAGCAGAAACAGAUGCUCUGGAGGUGGAGAAAAAGCACAGAAAAAUACAGGACUGACAUCAACUUCAGUACAAGACCGGCUGCCUCACGAGAUGCUCGGUUCGGGAGAAGUGCAUGCAGGGCGUGAUGCGCUGAAGACACGGGCCAGCUGGAAUGGUAGUCUAGACUGAGAGGGCUGUUUUACAGGACCUGAAAGCAAGGAUGAGAAUGCCCACAGGAGUGUGUUGGCCCCUGAUGACUUGUUUUUGCUGAGACACACGUACCUUGUGGCUAUGUGUACAACAGCCUAAGCAGCUCUCUGUUCAUGGAGGGGACAGCUGCCUUCUGAGAUGGCGCCUUAGCCCUUAAUUUUAAACCUACUUAAAUCAGUGUUUAUUACGCUGCACAAGACAGGAAGGUUUUGGGGGAGAGUGAGAAGCAAGGCAGGUUAGAACAAACCCAUUAAAUAUAUCUGUCCUCUUUGUAUUCCCUCUCCUUUCCCUUUGUUAGUUUUAUGGUUUGGAAGGCACUCUGACAUACCUCUGUGUUCCUGGAUGGAGUUAUGUUUACAGCAUGUGGUUCUCUAUUCAUCCACGCUACAAUAACUGGAAGUGGGUUUUAAUGAGAUUGUUGUGGCCAUAUACAGUGAUGCUUCAUCCAGGCUCGGAUCUUGGUUCUCUUUAGCUCUGAGAUGGUUCACGUGAGCAUUAGGUGUAGGAUUCUCUGAAGGGUGCUCCUACAUAAAGCCAAAUUUCCACUC
Opisthocomus hoazin is the source of this 2184-nucleotide messenger RNA. Lineage: Eukaryota; Metazoa; Chordata; Aves; Opisthocomiformes; Opisthocomidae. The record is from RefSeq and is a predicted model, not a curated record.